Messenger RNA from Arachis stenosperma, 672 nucleotides. RefSeq lists its product as uncharacterized. Lineage: Eukaryota; Viridiplantae; Streptophyta; Magnoliopsida; Fabales; Fabaceae. The record is from RefSeq and is a predicted model, not a curated record. The transcript is spliced from 2 exons. Bases 1 to 672 code for a protein of 223 amino acids.
AUGAAAACACCACCUAAUUCAGAGGAUGAGCUGGUUGGAGAAGAAAGUUCGGAUGAGGUAUUUCCAGUGUUUAGACAGGGUGCUAGGUUCAGAAAAUUGCAUUUAGAAGUCGGGAUGAAGUUCAAUACUAAGUGGAAGUUCAAGGUGGCAGUGAGGGAGUUCACUAUACAAGAAGGGAGACGGAUGAGGUUCAGGAAGAACGACGGGAAAAGGGUAAAGGCAGUAUGUGAGGUGAAGGAUUGCAAGUGGGUUGUGUACGCAUCAAGGGACCAUGAAGACAGUUGCUGGCAAGUGAAGACAUUCUUCGAUGAUCACACCUGUCCAAGAGAGGAUAGGAACAGGGCAGCAAAUAGAAAUUGGGUUGCAGGAUCCACUGUUCAGAUUUGCACAAAGCCACAGCCUAAUGGUGAGGUCAUAUUUGAGAGCAUGUAUGUCUGCUUGAGUGGGUGCAAGUCAGGUUUCAGGGCUGGCUGUCGUCCGUUAAUUGGACUUGAUGGGGCUUUUCUAAAAACUGUUUUCGGGGGGCAAAUUCCAUCGGCUGUUGGACAAGAUGCUAAUCAUCAUAUAUACGUUAUUGCUUGGGCAGUUGGGGAAGUGGAAAACUUUAAGAAUUGGAAGUGGUUUCUAGAGUUGCUACAUGAAGACCUUAGAGACUACAAGACUCAUGGGUGA